AGGAGUAACAUAAAAAAAUUAAAAUCUAUGCUAAUGUUAGCUACACUUGUAGCUAUUCCCAAGUAAGUAAUUGGGAAUCAAUUAGUUCAAUUGUCGAUUCAAUCAUGUGUCGUUAGUAAACGUCAUACUUGAAAUACUGUUUGGGGAUUAUUUCAUCAUAAUCUGAGUGUUCAGAGUAGCGUAAACUAGCUAGCUAGCAAAGCAGCUACCAUUCAAGGAAAUCAACAGGAUCUCUAUGGUAGCUGUCAGCUAAGCUAAUGUUAGAUAGCAGCUGGCUAGUUACCAGGUAACUGCCUGAAGUGUGAACUAUGGGCCAGCAAUACAGUUAGUCAUAGGCAAUGCCUACUCAUAAUUGUUUAAAAUCACACAAUGCACACCGAUGACGUCAUUGGAAACACUUAUUUCCUCUAUCUUUUGUAGUACAAAACAAUUUUCACAUACGUUGAUGUUGUGGUGGUGCUGGACAUGAUGAAUAUGAAGUUGAAAAUGUGUGAAAUUUCCCUUUAAUAUUGCAGGUUUUACAUCUGACAUGACUGUUGUUAUCUAACAUUUUUCCUUUGGGUACUGCAUGCACUGGAACAACAUACUCACUCAUUCAUUUCUGAUGACUUCACUUGAAUAGUCAUAGAUAUGUUUAUCUCAAGGGUGGCCCCUCACCUAGGUCUGCUUUGCAGAGGAACUGGUAAGUGUGUCAAGACAUGUCAGAUCUAUAGCUAACCUAAAAUGUGGCACUAUCACUUGAAAACAGUAAAUUAAUACAAUUCUGUUUAUUCUCAUUCAAUGCUCAGGUGCACUAGACUCCAGGACAGUCAUUGAGUGAUUCUUUUCUGCCUGUCUUUCUUACUCGUUGCUCUUCUCUAUAUGUAAAACCCAAACACUAUGACACAGCAGCAGACAACACACAGCCUCCCCAACACUGGAACCAGAGCUGGAAGAGUUCCCCAUCCCUCGUAAUCCAUCAGUGUCCCCACAUAAGAGCUGGCUCUACCUGCACUACUCCCUCCCCUUCUAGUGGCUCCUCUGCCACUGGAGGACACCAAGGUACUGCCCCCGUUAAUUAAGAGGCCCUCUCCUGGAGGAGGGUGAAGGCUCAGUAACUAAGUAGCUCAGAAUCUAAUGUAAGAACGUGCUGGAGAUCCGGCGGCGGAAGAUGAACAGGUACAAGUACAAGAAGCUGCUGAAACGCACCAAGUUCCCGAGGAGGAGAGUGUUGGAUGGCAAGAGGGAAAAGAAUCGGAAACACUUUGAGAUGGAUCUUCAGAGGAUCUGGAUGCGAGCUGGACUGAAGAAAUCCCCAGAGGGAUGGAAUACACAGAGGAUCUGGAUGCGAGCUGGACUGAAGAAAUCCCCAGAGGGAUGGAAUACACAGAGGAUCUGGAUGCGAGCUGGACUGAAGAAAUCCCCAGAGGGAUGGAAUACACAGAGGAUCUGGAUGCGAGCUGGACUGAAGAAAUCCCCAGAGGGAUGGAAUACACAGAGGAUCUGGAUGCGAGCUGGACUGAAGAAAUCCCCAGAGGGAUGGAAUACACAGAGGAUCUGGAUGCGAGCUGGACUGAAGAAAUCCCCAGAGGGAUGGAAUACACAGAGGAUCUGGAUGCGAGCUGGACUGAAGAAAUCCCCAGAGGGAUGGAAUACACAGAGGAUCUGGAUGCGAGCUGGACUGAAGAAAUCCCCAGAGGGAUGGAAUACACAGAGGAUCUGGAUGCGAGCUGGACUGAAGAAAUCCCCAGAGGGAUGGAAUACACAGAGGAUCUUCAACAAACAAUCCAAAGUAUCAGAGAGAUUGAAGAGUACAGACUGAAUGUCUGUACUCUUCUGGCACGCUGCUGACUGACAGGAAUCACAUGCUUCUCAUCAGCCUGCUCUCAUCUCUGCUACUUGAAAUAAGACAUUAGUGAUGUGGACAUUUUCCAGUUGUGUUCUGCCCUCUCCUGUUAAGUGUGAUGGUUGUUGCAAGUAGGUGAAAAAAAUAAGAUUUUUUUCACAUCCUGAUUAUUCACUCUACUUAUCUUAUAUCUUAUAUAUCAUGCAGCAUGUUCAUACCUUCUUAGAAUAGGCUGUUAUUUAAUACCUUCUCCUAUGCAGUUUCCUAAGUCAAACAGUGGGUGGCAGUAUUGUACAACCUUUGUUUCAUUGAACAUUGUGAAUUUGGCAGUCUCAAAGAUGUUCAGCUGAAAUAGUCUAUUGUUGUUCAGUCAGUGACAAAGUUAUGAAACUAUUCUGGUAAGCUGUGAUAUUAGCUCAGAAGAAGUGAUCACUUUCAAAGAUGUUCUCACUCAGUAGCAGUGCCAGGAAGGUGUAGGGUUUCACAGGCAAGCGGAGGAGGGACAUACACAGCUGGUUCAGACUGGAGACUUCUGCAGUUUUGUUGUUGCUGGUUGAUGAACUUUCUUCAGGUGUUGCUGUCCUCUAUCCAUUGAUGCGCAAAACACUGUGUUGUAACCUACCUACUUUUAUCCCAUUUUUUGAGUAAGAGUUGUAGGAGAAAGACUGGAAGACAUGUGGCGGUUGUUUCUAAUUUCUUCUGUCUUCUUCCUGCCCAGUGCGUGGGGCCAGAGCAGCAGCAAGUUAGAUGUGGUGGUGGAGGCCCGUAACAUCACCCUCCCAGCCGGGACCCAGGCCGUGCUGCCCUGCCACAGCUCCCGCAUGAUAUGGACCCGGGACCGGCUGAAGGAUCGCCAGAGGGUGGUCCACUGGGACCUGUUCCGGAGCACACCAGAGUACUCUGUGGAAAGGAUACUGGACAUGUCUGCUGGCGUCAAAGAGAGAGUAUACAAUGGGUUCAACAAGGGCCGCAUAACCAUCCCCAAAACCGCCUUCACUGACGGGAACUUCUCCCUCGUCAUCAACAAUGUAGGACCAGCUGAUCGAGGUGUUUAUAGUUGUAAUCUGCAUCACCACUACUGCCAGCUUCACCAGUCCAUCAAGAUACAGCUCAACACCACCAAGUCAGUCCGUAAGGAGAAGCGUUACUGGGACGGGGACAAGACAGUGUUUGUGGUGUUGCUGGGCAGCUCUGUGGUGUUGCCUUGUGUGAACAGGCGGCCCCUGUGGAUGGAGGGCCAGCAGGAGGACCAGCAGCAGGUAGCCCACUGGGACUGGCAGCCACCUGGGGUGAGACCUGAUGGAGCUGACCGCAUGGUGGACCUUUACGCCUCUGGAGAGCGCCGGCAGUAUGGACCACUCUUCCCUGUGGACAAGAUGAGUGUCUCUGAGGAUGCCUUCUCUGUAGGGGAUUUCUCUCUGACCAUCUCUAAUCUCCAGCCUGUCGACAAGGGCCUGUACUCCUGUCACCUGCACCACCACUACUGCGGCCUGCACGAGAGACGCAUCUUCAGGCUCAUGGUGGGGCCUUCACUGCCCCCACCUCCUCCGGUCCUCACUGCUGCCCCUGUUGCCCCCGCUGUCCCGACUGUCCUUGCUAUCCCCCACAGACUCCCCAAUGAUGACCCAAGCCCUGAGGUGGUUGAACUUGAGAGACCACGGGUAGUCAAUGUCAUCCUCCCUGAGCACCCAGGGCACUUCUUCCAGCAGAUGGGCUACUUCCUGGCUACCUUCCUCCUCCUAGCCUUCAUCAUAACAAUCGUCAUUGUGCUUACCCGACGACGUAGAAAGAGAGGGCUGGAGUACGACCUGCGCAGAUCCGAACGGAGUCAUGUGACUGGCUACGAUGACAUCGCAUUGGAUGCCACAGAGCUGAAAGUCUGCACCCAGGAAUACCUGAAUUCAGACUACAAAAACAACCUACUGAAAGAGAGAGGUAUGUCUAAAGGCUGCAAUAAAGAAAUGGAUGGAAAGUUGUGGAUAUGAGACAGAGAGAGCUGAUAUGCCGCUGGCGGCUCCAGAGCAGACAUACAUGACUAGGAAGAGGAAAUAAGGGAUUAGAAUGGUGGAAUCCAAAAAGGACAGGAAAGGACUCUGUCUCUUUUUAUAGACACCCCUUACCAAACACUCUUACCAAAACAUUUCUGUUGCUGCGCUAGUUUUUAAUAUUUUAUUUUAUAUUUUCAUACUUGUGUAUUCUGUAUUCUGAUCUGAUGUUAUUUCAAUAUGACUAAACAUGUCUUAAAUUUUGUAUUGUACUACAGAGAUAUUUGAUGUCAAGUAUUUUAUAUUACAAAAAACAACCAGUGGGUGCUAUACAACAUUCGUUGUCUUUUUGUACAUAACAAAAUACUUUCUAUCAGUAUAUGACUUCAUUUUCAGAAAGCAUGUUGUCUUUAAAUGUAUGUGGGAAAACUGUCAUGUUCUGUUUUCUGAUUUCAGAGCUCAGCCAGCUCAGAAUUAGUUGAGAAUGUUUAUUAAAAUAUUUGCACAAACCUGUAAUUUACUAGUAAUAUACUAGUAACAUUCAUUCUGUCUGUAAAGGGUUUGUAAAGGGUCAUAAGUAUUUUAUAGCCAUGCUGUUAAUUAUUAGUUCAUAAGUUGCUUAGAAAUCUGUUUUAAGCCGUUAUACCUGUUAUAAUGGUAUUCUUACCAAGUUCAUGCGAUUGAUGAUCAUGGACCACAAAGAAAGGCUAUACAUGUAAUAAAACUCAGGAAAUCAAGCCUUUAACAGAAUCAAUGUAUCCAGAUGUGGUUGUUGAGAAUGUACAGUUGUGGCCAAAAGUUUUGAGAAUGACACAAAUAUUAAUUUCCACAAAGUUUUCUGCUCCAGUGUCUUUAGAUAUUUUUGUCAGAUGUUACUAUGGAAUGCUGAAAUAUAAUUACAAGCAUUUCAUAAGUGUCAAAGGCUUUUAUUGACAGUUACAUGAAGUUGAUGCAAAGAGUCAAUAUUUGCAGUGUUGACCCUUCUUUUUCAAGACCUCUGCAAUCCGCCCUGGCAUGCUGUCAAUUAACUUCUGGGCCACAUCCUGGCUGAUGGCAGCCCAUUCUUGUAUAAUCAAUGCUUGGAGUUUGUCAGAAUUUGUGGGGUUUUGUUUGUCCACCUGCCUCUUGAGGAUUGAACACAAGUUCUCAAUGGAAUUAAGGUCUGGGGAGUUUCCUGGCCACGGACCCAAAAUAUCGAUGUUUUGUUCCCCGAGCCACUUAGUUAUCACUUUUGCCUUAUGGCAAGGUGCUCCAUCAUGCUGGAAAAGGCAUUGUUCGUCACCAAACUGUUCCUGGAUGGUUGGGAGAAGUUGCUCUCGGAGGAUGUGUUGGUACCAUUCUUUAUUCAUGGCUGUGUUCUUAGGCAAAAUUGUGAGUGAGCCCACUCCUUUGGCUGAGAAGCAACCCCACACAUGAAUUGUCUCAGGAUGCUUUACUGUUGGCAUGACACAAGACUGAUGGUAGCACUCACCUUGUCUUCUCCGGACAAGCUUUUUUCCGAAUGCCCCAAACAAUUGGAAAGGGGAUUCAUCAGAGAAAAUGACUUUACCCCAGUCCUCAGCAGUCCAAUCCCUGUACAUUUUGUAGAAUAUUAGUCUGUCCCUGAUGUUUUUCCUGGAGAGAAGUGGCUUCUUUGUUGACCUUCUUGACACCAGGCCAUCCUCCAAAAGUCUUUGCCUCACUGUGCGUGCAGAUGCCCUCACACCUGCUUGCUGCCAUCCCUGAGCAAGCUCUGUACUGGUGGUGUCCCGAUCCCGCAGCUGAAUCAACUUUAGGAGACGGUCCUUGCUGGACUUUCUUGGGCGCCCUGAAACCUUCUUCACAACAAUUGAACCGCUCUCCUUGAAGUUCUUGAUGAUCCGAUAAAUGGUUGAUUUAGGUGCAAUCUUACUGGCAGCAAUAUCCUUGUGUAACGGAUGUGAAAUGGCUAGCUAGUUAGCGGGUACGCGCUAGUAGCGCUUCAAUCAGUUACGUCACUUGCUCUGAAACCUAUUAGUAGUGUUGCCCCUUGCUCUGCAAGGGCCGUGGCUUUUGUGGAGCGAUGGGUAACGACGCUUCGUGGGUGACUGUUGUUGAUGUGUGCAGAGGGUCCCUGGUUCGCGCCCGUGUCGGGGCGAGGGGACGGUUUAAAGUUAUACUGUUACAUUAAUGCUGUUGACCCGUAUCACUGGUUUCUGCGGGAAAAGGAGGAGGUCGAAAGGGGGGUGAGUGUAACGGAUGUGAAAUGGCUAGUUAGUUAGCGGGUACGUGCUAACAGCGUUUCAAUCAGUUACGUCACUUGCUCUGAAACCUAGAAGUAGUGUUGCCCCUUGCUCUGCAAGGGCCGCCGCCUUUGUGGCGCGAUGGGUAACGAUGCUUCGUGGGCGACCGUUGUUGAUGUGUGCAGAAGGUCCCUGGUUUGCGCCCGUGUCGGGGCGAGGGGACGGUUAAAAGUUAUACUGUUACACUUGCCUGUGAUGCCCUUUUUGUGCAAAGCAAUGAUGACGGCAUGUGAUUCCUUGCAGGUAACCAUGGCUGACAGAGGAAGAACAAUGAUUCCAAGCACCACCCUCCUUUUGAAGCUUCCAGUCUGUUAUUCGAACUCAAUCAGCAUGACAGAGUGAUCUCCAGCCUUGUCAUUGUCAACACUCACACCUGUGUUAACGAGAGAAUCACUGACAUGAUGUCAGCUGGUCCUUUUGUGGCAGGGCUGAAAUGCAGUGGAAAUGUUGUUUUGGGAUUCAGUCAUUUGCAUGACAAAGAGGGACUUUGCAAUUAAUUGCAAUUCAUCUGAUCACUCUUCAUAACAUUCUGGAGUAUAUGCAAAUUGCCAUCAUACAAACUGAGGCAGCAGACUUUGUGAAAAUUAAUAUUUGUGUCAUUCUCAAAACUUUUGGCCACGACUGUACACUACCAUUCAAAAUUUUGGGGUCACUUAGAAACGUCCUUGUUUUUGAAAGAAAAGCACAUUUGUUUGUCCAUUAAAAUAACAUCAAAAUGAUCAGAAAUACAGAGUAGACAUUGUUAAUGUUGUUAGUGACUAUUGUAGCUGGAAAUGGCAGAUUUUUUGUGGAAUAUCUACACAGGCGUACAGAGGCCCAUUUUCAACAAACAUCACUCCUGUGUUCCAAUGGCAUGUUGUGAAGGCUAAUCCAAGUUCAUAAUUUUAAAAGGCUAAUUGAUCAUUAGAAAACCCUUUUGCAAUUAUGUUAGCACAGCUGAAAACAGUUGUGCUGAAUAAAGAAGCAAUAAAACUGGCCUUCUUUAGACUAGUUGAGUUCCUGGAGCGUCAGCAUUUGUGGGUUCGAUUACAGGCUCAAAAUGGCCAGAAACAAAGAACUUUCUUCUGAAACUCGUCAGUCUAUUCUUGUUCUGAGAAAUGAAGGCUAUUCCAUGCGAGAAACUGCCAAGAAACUGAAGAUCUUGUACAACGCUGUGUACUACUCCUUUCACAGAACACCGCAAACUGGCUCUAACCAGAAUAGAAAGAUGAGUGUGAGGCCCCGGUGCACACCUGAGCAAGAGGACAAGUACAUUAGAGUGUCUAGUUUGAGAAACAGACACUUCACAUGUCCUCAACUGGCAGCUUUAUUAAAGAGUACCCACAAAACACCAGUCUCAACGUCAACAGUGAAGAGGCGACUCCGGGAUGCUGAUCUUCUAGGCAGAGUUCUUCUGUCCAGUGUCUGUGUUCUUUUGCCCAUCUUAAUAUUUUAUUCUUAUUGGCCAGUCAGAUAUGGCUUUUUCUUUCCAACUCUGCCUAGAAGGCCAGCAUCCUGGAGUCGCCUCUUCACUGUUGACAUUGAGACUGGUGUUUAAAAGAUGAAUUCAACUAUUGCAAUUGGAUGGAGUCCUGAAAAUAUUUCAAUUUGGAUUUUACAUACAAGCAACCUAUCUAUGCAGUUGCAUGUUGUUGGUCCAUUCUUUCCCCUCUAAUAAAGGUUAAAAACAAA
Salvelinus fontinalis (brook trout) is the source of this 7742-nucleotide messenger RNA. RefSeq names its product matrix remodeling-associated protein 8-like. Gene Ontology annotation, cellular component: cell surface; membrane. The coding region runs from base 2500 to 3810 and encodes 436 amino acids. The record is from RefSeq and is a predicted model, not a curated record. Gene Ontology annotation, biological process: cell adhesion; establishment of glial blood-brain barrier. The transcript is spliced from 11 exons. Lineage: Eukaryota; Metazoa; Chordata; Actinopteri; Salmoniformes; Salmonidae.